UUUACGUUUUACCCCCCACCCCAUUUCUUCGAACAAAAUGAGGAUCGUUCGAAGCUCAUCGUCUCCUCUCUAUCAGCGCCGCCCUCGCUUCGCACAAAACACUGCGCGCCCAGGCUGCUCAGCUUCAUCGAACGCUGUUUCUCUCGAUCAGUUCCGAAAUCUAACGGCGCUCUUCGUAAAGAAACCCCCGAUUCGAGAACACCAAGUGACCCAAUUCCUCUUGAGCAAUCAAAGGAACCCUAAAACCGCCCUCAGGUACUUCAAAUCCGCCGUCAAAGAUGGUUUCUUUGCUCUCGACCCCUUCUGCAUCUUGCUCCACAUCCUAAUUCGAUCCGGGCGCCUCUCGAGCGCUCGAGAGCUGCUGAAGGAUUCUCUCUUGAGCGAUUCGAGCCCUGAGCCUUCGGACGUCGUGGAUAAGCUGGUCGAAACGUCGAAAAGGUGCGAUUUUGAUUUCUCUCAUCCUCGGUCGUUUGAUUCUGUGUUGGUGUGCUAUGCUCGUGCCGGGAGAGUGGACAAUGCGUUAUUGGUAUACGAUCUGAUGGUUCGAAAUGGAGUUAUUCCGGGUAUUAGAGCUAGAAAUUACUUAUUGUCUACGUUGCUUAGGAGUGAUUUUAAUGAGAGAGGCUGGGAACUUUAUGAAGGAAUGAAGGGGAAGGGGAUGGGAUUUGAUUGUUGUAGUUUUAGUAUACUGAUGCAGGCUUGCUUGAAAAAAGAUGAACUUGAAGAGGUGGAGGCAUUGUUUAGGGAUAUGAUUGAUCGUGGGUUGAAGCCCGAUAGAAUUGCUUAUUCCACAUUGAUUCAGGCUGUUUGCAGGAAACCCGAUUCGAAGAGGGCAUGUGAACUUUUGUGGGGGAUGAAAAAGGUUGGACUUGUUCCGCGGGGGUUUGUUUAUACUUGGGUUAUUGGAGCUUGUGUGAAACAAGGAAACAUGGAAGAUGCGUUGAGGGUAAAAGAUGAUAUGGUUGAGGACACUGCGACACCACUUAACUUGGUGGCUGCAACUAGUUUGAUUAAGGGUCAUAUUGAUCAAGGUGACCUAGAAAGCGCUUUGAGUUUGCUGGCUACUGUUGCUGGGCAAGGAAUAGCCCCAAAUAAUAUUACUUACUCCAUUGUACUUGAAGGUUGCUGUAGAAUGGGAAAUCCGGACAAAGCUUACGAGGUCUAUUGCCAGAUGAGAAAGGGCGGCUUGCAUCCCGACGCAUAUGUUAUGAGUUCACUGAUGCAAUGUUUUUUGAGUAGUAACAGACAAAAACAAGCAUUUGCUUUGUUUGAUGAGGCAGUCGACUUGGCUACUGCAGAUGUUUUCCAUUACAACAUCCUUAUGCAUUGGUUGUGUAAAGAGGGUAGACUGAAGGAGGCUUGUGAUUUGUGGGUUAAAAUGGAGGGUAAGGGGUUGAAGCCAAAUAUUUUUUCAUACAACCACUUGUUGUUCGGGUAUUGUAAACAAGGUGACAUGAAUGCAGCGGAUAAUUUGUUUAAACAAUUGUUAAAGAGCAGUAUCCAACCUAAUUCCAUUUCGUAUACUAAUUUAGUCGAUGGCUACAUUAAGAAGAAGGAUUUUGAUCGAGCUUGUGAUAUCAUGAAUGAAAUGCAAGAGCGGGGUGUUUCUUGUAAUGAUCAUACAUUUAAUUCUUUCAUAAAUGGCCUUUGCAAAGCUGGUCGGAUGUCUGACUUGAAUGAAGUGCUUCACCAGUUCAAGGAGCAGGGGUUUGUCCCAAGCUGUAGGACUUACAACAGUAUCAUUCACGGUUUUAUAAAAGAAGGAGAUAUGACCUCAGCAGUGUCUGUCCUUCAUGAAAUGGGUAAAGUUGGCAUUUCACCUGAUGUUGUUACAUACGCUAGUCUAAUAGAUGGUUAUGGAAGAAAUAAUUGUCCUGAUCUUGCUUUAAAAUUGUGGAACAAAGUAAGAAGGAAGGGUCUCCAAAUGGACACUGUUGUGUACACCACAGUUAUUGUUUGGUUAUGCAAGGAAGGAAAGAUGGAAGCUGCGCUUGGCCUUUUGGAUGAAAUGCCGAAAGUUGGGUUGGCACCAAACGCAGUAAUAUUUAAUAGUCUUUUUGCUGCGUAUAAAGAAGCAAAUAAUAUGGAUGCAGCAUUUGACUUGCAUAGGAGAAUGUGUAAAGAAGGAAUCCCUUGUGACACAGCUACAUAUACCACAUUAAUCGAUGGAGCAUUAAAAGUCGGUAAUUUGAUAUUUGCAUCAGAGCUCUACUCUGAGAUGUUGGAGAAUAGUAUUGUUCCAGAUGCUAUAACUUAUGCUGCCCUAACACGUGGUCUCUGUAUCAAAGGAGACUUAGAAAAUGCUCGUAAGGUCUUGGAGGAUAUGAAUGUACGCCCUAAUGCACUCAUUUAUAACAUGCUGAUAGCUUGCUAUUUCAGAGAAGGAAAUGUGCAGGAGGCCUUUAGAUUGCAUGACGAAAUGCUUGACAGAGGCCUUGUGCCUGAUGACAAAACUUAUGAUAUUCUUGUAAGCAUGGAAUAUGGAGGCAAUGAGUCCUUUGAAGGGACCUAAUGACUUAUGCUGACCGUCCUGCUUGUUACACAUUCUUUUUACUUGCAAUCGCUCCAUUGAAGGCUGGUUCAGCUGAGGAAACUCAAAUAAGUCCAGCUUGCGCUCUGCUAUGCCUCCAAAGGGGCUAAACUUGGUUAGGAGACCCCUACACCUGAGGGAGAGCCUGAGUUCGAGCCCUCACACCAUCAGGAGGACUCAUCCUUUCAAGAAACCCCCUGGGAUUUGGGGCCUACCUCAUAUCCAUCUCAAAUUCAAGAAAGCCGGCAAUGGUAUUUGAACUUAGGACUGUUGAGCAGGGAACAGACCCACCUAACCAUUCUUUCGGACCCUGAUCUGGAGCUAUUUUUCAAAGGAAAACGAUGCAGCCAAUGAAUAUCAGUUAAAGAUUUAUAAUAGGAUACAUUCUGAUAUAAAAGGAUUAUAGGUUUUUCAUUUGUUUUGGUGAGAUAGAAGCUUAUUUGGUUAAAAUAUAUUAGAAUAUAUAAAGUGGUUUUGAGCUCAUUAUGACAUAAAGCAAUUGGUAUUCAGUACUCACGAUCCUAUUUACACUGAUUUUAUACUUUUCUGGUCUUAUGAUGCUUAUUAUUUCAUGAUGCAGUGUUGAAUACUAGGCUGCAUUGAUUAAGGUUUAUAUUUAAAAUGCCAAACAUAGCUGAGUAUCCAAAGUAUCUGAUUUCCUAAGCUUUGAUUUUACC
Messenger RNA from Asparagus officinalis (garden asparagus), 3207 nucleotides. RefSeq names its product pentatricopeptide repeat-containing protein At3g54980, mitochondrial. Gene Ontology annotation, molecular function: protein binding. NCBI's taxonomy places the organism in Eukaryota, Viridiplantae, Streptophyta, Magnoliopsida, Asparagales, Asparagaceae. The record is from RefSeq and is a predicted model, not a curated record. The transcript has 2 exons. The coding region runs from base 38 to 2512 and encodes 824 amino acids.